GAACUGACAUGAUUGGCCAGUUAGCUAAGUAUUUCUAUUGUUUUACUUGAUCUUGGGGGGGGGCUGCCCUCCCUGCUCCCCCUGGCUACGCCCAUGUCUUUAUCUCGUAUGCUGGGGUUCUGAGGAAGUAGUAGUUUUGUCUGCCGCAGUUCAUAUACAGUGGAACCUCGGUUUACACCUACCUCCAUUUACAAACGCCUCUGUUUACGAACGCCGCAGACCCAGAAGUGUUUACAUCCAGGUUCCACGGCGCUCGGAUGCGCAGAAGCGGAAGUGCUCAAUCAGCGCUUCGCGCAAGCGCAGAAGCGUGCCUUCAGUGAGCGAAUGCCUCGGCGAGCGAAUGCCUCCGCAGAACGGAUUGCGUUCGCAAACCGAGGUACCACUGUAUGUACUCCCCUGUUUCCCCUAUUUUAAGACGUAGUCAUAAAAUAAGCCAUAGCAGGAUUUUUAAGCAUUCAAGAAAUAUAAGCCAUGGUAUUAAAUGUGCUAGCAUGUGCUGUAGGACUCUCCCCCCCCCCAACAUCCCUAUUAUUAUACCAAGAGUUAUAAGCUUAUUUUUGUUUUAAGAAUUUAGAAAAAAUGGCUCUAAGAUAUACCACCCAGAAAUCUUUCCUUAAGUCACUUUGGCUCCAGGAUCCAAAAGCAUCUACAGUGGUACCUCGAUUUCUGAAUGUCUCGACUUACGAAGGUUUCGACUUACGAAGUCGGCAAACCCGAAGUAUUUUCGCGUGCGUGCGUUCUGCGCAGAAGCAGCGUGCGCAGUAUGCGCAAAGCGCAGAAUCGCGCUUCGCGCCUGCGCAAAAUGAACUCUUCGACAUCCGAAGGUUUUGACUUACAAAGAGCACCGCGGAAUGGAUCGCCUUCGUAAGUCGAGGUACCACUAUACAGGCUUUUAAACUUAAUUGCAAGGGUGGUUUGGCCCUAUAAAGAUAAUUAUCCCUGUUAACAAUUGCAUUCGGCCUCAGUGGGUUGGCCUGCAUCCAUCUCUCAACCAUUGUAUGUUAGAUGUUACAUCUUUGUGUGCUCUUUGUGUUAAGCGUACAUAUGAUUUCACAAGCAUAUUAAUUUUCCUCUUUUAGGUAUUUGCAAGAUAUUGAUUAUCAUAGUGGUACAGUGUCAUAAAAUAUUUCAGCUCCAGUAUAAUAAAUGCCAAGUAGAGAGUUUAUCAUACUUAUCUUGGAAUAUAUGUUUCAAAUCAUUCAAACAGUCCUCCUAAAAACUGGACACCACUAAUUUGUCUAACUUUACAAUUUAUCACAGCUACCUUUAAAUUAUGAAGGCAUUUAGCAGUGGCUGGUCCUGUAGACUUGUUUGACAUGCAUAAACGAACACUGAUUAGGGUGUUUCAUUCCGCUAAAGAAUGGUUAUGCUCUAUGUUUUAAGUUGACAGUAUUUGAGCCCUAUUUCAGCCCUGGGUCAUACGUAGUAGUCUCUUAGGGAACUUGACGGCAUACUAGCACUAUUGCAGCUAAACUUCAUGUUGCUGAUCCUCAUUAAGAAAAUGGGUUGUCCCAUUAGUGCAAGGACUUUUACUUGUACAAUGGGACUUCCUCUCAACCUGUUUUGGGGUUUUCCCCAGCCCUCCAGAUCAGGGGACGAGUGGAAAGUCGUCCCAUUGUUCAGGCAGAAGUCCUUGCACGAAUACGACUACUUUGUUGACUAUCAGGAGAAAUGUGUGAAUUAUUGCUGACAAUAGUAGUCUUAUCCCUGCACUGCAAGAUGAUGUACCAGUAGUAAGGGGGACAGAGGCCUCCAUGUCCUGUCACUUAGUGUUCAUCAGCUAAAAUACUUCUGGUUACGAACGCUUCAGGUUACAAGCUCUGCUAACCCAGAAGUAGCUGCUCCUGCUUGCGAACUUUGCCCCAGGAUGUGAACGGAAAUCGUGCGCUGGAGACGCGCGCGCAGCAGGAGGCCCCAUUAGCGAACGCGUGCCUCAGGAUAAGAACGGUUUCAGCUUAAGAACAGGCAUCUGGAACGAAUUAAGUUUGUAACCAGAGGUACCACUGUAUAUGGUUCUUUUUCAGUACCCACUCCAGACAGGGAGAUACUUAGCUCCUUAGGUUUUGCAAGAUACUAUAGUUUUAUACAUAUACAUAGGGAUGCGGGUGGCACUGUGGGUUAAACCACUGGGCCUAGGGCUUGCCGAUCAGAAGGUCGGCGGUUCGAAUCCCCACGACAGGGUGAGCUCUCGUUGCUCCGCCCCAGCUCCUGCCAACCUAGCAGUUUGAAAGCACGUCAAAGUGCAAGUAGAUAAAUAGCUACCGCUCCGGCGGGAGGUAAAUAGCGUUUCUGUGUGCUCCUCUGGUUUGCCAAAGCGGCUUAGUCAUGCUGGCCACAUGACCUGGAAGCUGUACGCUGGCUCCCUCGGCCAAUAACGCGAGAUGAGCGCCGCAACCCCAGAGUCUGUCACGACUGGACCUAAUGGUCAGGGGUCCCUUUACCUUUACCUUUAUAGUUUUAUACAGAGUGUAAAACACUAUUAUGGUUGCAUAAAGUGUUAACUCAGUUGGUUUUAAUGUGGUCAUUACCACUGCCAAGUGCAAAUGCUUCCAUUGUAGAGAGAUAAAGUGGCUAACAGCAUGUUUUUAACAUUGUGUAAAAUGCUAGCAUAAUCCCAGUCAUUGUUGGCAGUUUCCUUGAUCUGUCAGAUGUAGCAGAACCCACCCCUCUUCCAUUUCUUUUGCUCCCCUAGUAGAGCUUUAAUCUCAGAAGCCCCAGCAGAAAUAAAGUGCAUUAUUUCUGUCCAUUGCAUGGGGAAGAUAGUAGAAACCUACCUGUUACUUUUAGACAAAAGCACAAACACUUUUUUGCAUGUUGUCUUCAUCUGUUAUCUCCAUAUGAUCUUUCUCCCUAUAUAGGAUGCUAGCUUUGCAUAAUCUGUAUAGUAAAUGACAACAUGCCCACAAUUACAUACUGUUUGGGAGUGUACUUGUCCAGGAGCACUGGCUCCUUAAAAUGACACAAUUCAGCGUAUUUUGUUCAGGCUGCACUGGUUACUAGGUUGCUUUUGCUCUGGGACAGGCCUGCCAGGCAGACUCCUAUGGGCAAAGAAUCUGUUAUAAUAACCGUUUAAUAUGUUAGCCUUCUGACCUAAACUGACACAAGUCAGGAAAUUCCAGCUAAGAAAUGGGAGCCUGCUUCAACAUGGAAUUUCCUGGUUUCCGUCAUAACAAGUCUCUCUGUUGUUGUUGUGUUAAUUUCUUUUAAAAACACAUUUAAUAGCCUUAUAAAAAUAUGCACUUUCCAGGGAACUUGUAAUGUGUCUGCAUUUGGAAAAUUAUUAAGAACUCCCAUUUAUAAGCCCUCUUACUGUGUUUUGUUCAAGACUGCAACACCUAAUUUCAUGUCUGCAUAUGGAAUGUGCAAUUAAUUGUGAUAGGGGUGCGCAUGUUUCACAAUGGCAAGUAGGGGUAGGGCUGUGAGGGCAAACCCGUAAGUGAAAGUUAAAUAAAAUUUCUGCUAAGCACAGCUGGACCACACAGUGUUUAUGAACUAAUCAUCUGCUAAAUUCAAACUUGUUAAAAUUGGAAGCUGUGUAAUUUAUAAGAGCACAAAGCAACUGUAACUACUUUUUUUUCAGUCUUGUAACUCAAAUGGUGUAAUUGAUUUCUCUUCCACAGACACAUACCUUUUUUGGGUGGUAUUAAACUUCACUCAGGGUCUGAGACCUCAUAAGCCCAUAUUUCAAGCUGCAGUGAAUUUUUAUAGCCAAGUUAUAAAUCCCUGGAAAAAUAUGCCUUUUUAUAACUAGCUGUGACAGAACUUUAACUACUGAUCCAUGAAUACCAGCAUGACCACAGUCCAGUUUAUUGUAGUCGUAGCAGUGAGGCACUAGUCUGUUGAAAGAAUCAAUCCAUUUCAGCUUUUCGUCAUUUCAACUCUGCUUUUGAGAAGAGUUCCUCUUGUUAAUGCGAGGCUUCUAAGUAAUUUUAUUGGCGUGUUACUUGCACCACACACUCACCAGUUAAAGACUGCAUACUCAGAAACGUGUCUGCGACUUUUAUUCUGUGGGUAUAAAUAUCUUGAUUUUUGCAGUGGCAAUAUCCAAAUUUCAGAUAAUGUCAUCGGCUUUUAACAAUUCAGAAGUGGGGCUACAUUUGAAUGUUGAGUGGGGGUACAAGUAAUGUUAAAUGGGGCAGGAAAAUUUAAAAAUCCAUCCUUUUGUUCCACAAGAGUAUUUCUCAUUUGUUACCCCCACCCCACCCCCAGCACAGAGGUGGCUCACAUGUGGCUCUCCACAUGAUGGACUCCCAACUUCCAUCUGCUGCAGCCAGCAUGGCCAGUGUUCAGAGGUGGGGGGAGUUGUAGUCCAAAAACAUCUGGAGGACCACAGGAAUUGGGUAGCCUUUGUGCAUUAGGUGCAACUUCUGCGCUAUGGGAAAGAGAAACAGGAGGACAGCAGAUAGUUCGUCCUCUGAAGAGGAGGAGGAAUAUGUUGUGGAGAAGGUUCUAGACAGGCGUGUUGUGAAGGGUCAAGUGGAGUAUCUUCUCAAGUGGAAAGGAUUCUCUGAGGAGCAUAAUACUUGGGAACCUGAGAAGAACCUUGACUGCCCUGAACUGAUUUCUGAGUUUAUGAAAAAAUACAAAAAAAUGAAGGAAGGUGAGAACAAACCUCGGGAGAAAUCAGAGAGUGCCAAGCGGAAGUCGAGCCUUGCCAACAAUACUGAGGACAUCAAAGCAAAAAAGAAGAGAGAGAGCACCGAUAUUGCCAGGGGCUUUGAAAGAGGAUUGGAGCCGGAAAAGAUCAUUGGAGCCACAGACUCUUGCGGCGAUUUAAUGUUCCUAAUGAAAUGGAAAGAUACGGAUGAGGCUGACCUGGUUCUAGCGAAAGAAGCCAACGUCAAGUGCCCUCAAAUUGUGAUAGCGUUUUAUGAAGAGAGACUGACCUGGCACGCGUACCCAGAAGAUGCCGAAAACAAAGAGCGGGAAGCAGUGAAAAGCUAAAGUGGCCAGGGUCCUCUGUCCGUCCAUAGUUGUACAUAUCCACCCUCCUUUCCCCUCCACCCAAAUGCAUCCAUGAAAAUGUGCUUAUUACUGUGCUCCACAGGAGAAAUGUUGAUAUUGGUUGGGUUAGCCAUAACAUUAAUGGUGUGAGUCAUGUUUGGUUUCACUCCAAAAGAUUGACAUGGUGUGUGUGUGUGUAUGUAUGUGUGUGUGUUCCUUGUUCCCCUUAUCUCGCAAUCCCAAAAAAAUCUGUUCACUCUUUGAAAUCCCACUGAGUUUCCAGGCCAUUUGUCGUCCCCCCCCCAUCCUCCACCCCGGGUUACUCACUUUUGCAUCAUUUUGAGAGUGAAGGGUCAUUGUUUCCCAUUGGCCUAAAAGUAGACUGUAAAACUGACAGGGGGUACCGGGAAGACCUAUCUGACUCAGAACACUCUUUGGAUUCUGAGAUUACCCAAAUAAUUAUCAAGCCAGGACAUCCUGGGGCCAUUCUAGUUGUUUUAGGAAUUGCUGACGUUUUGCUGGAAUUGGGUUCCAGGAUGCUGGGUAGCAGUUUUCAUCCUGACUCCCAACGCCAAUGUCACUUGCACCAGCUCCACUCAGUCAACACUCACUUUUCUAGCUGCAGGUCAGGAGCAGGUAAUCUGGGAAGGCAACCAUUAAAAACUAAUUUGCUAGCAAGGACAAUUUCCUCCUUUUUCAACCAGUCCUUUCAUGCAAUCAAAAUCUAGUAACCUACCACCCCUUUCCUUUUGCUUUCCUUAUCUUGCAGUACAUGGAUAGGACUAGCAAGCAGCCCAGCCAAAUUUUGUGCCAUACUGGAGAGCCUUCUUUGUUGUGGCUAUUCCAAAGACAGCUGGAAAACAUGGUUCCAAAAUUGGAUUAUUUUCUGGGCUCUCUCAUCAUUCCGAUAGCUCUGUUCAUAUGCAGCAGACAUCUCUGCUGUGAGAUGUGGGCAAACACUUUUAUUUCCACCAUUUACCCCAGGUAUGUAUGUUUGUUUUUUAAAGGAAACUGGCCACUUAGAGCAGAUGUCUCAUAGGAGCCUGCUUUCCUUUCAAGCACCUGGUUAUACGUAGCACACGGAUCUAGAUGCAAGAGUUUUCUGGACAGACUUUUUUUUUUGUCUCCCCUGGGCUGCCCCCUGAAUAGUAUCCCAUUUCUCUGCACCAGCAAUGUGGCGGCUAAAUAAUUAUUCCACGCUGAGGGUGUUGGGAUUAGAAGUCCUUUCGGCAGUGGAUUUUCCCUUCUUCUUCCAUAUGGUGAGCGGUUGGAGGACCAAGUCACAGAAAGCAGGUAGCAGUCUUCCCCUCCUUCAUGCCCUUCUCUCAUGACAAUGCCCAUGCAUGUUUUUUCACACGGAAUGUCUGUAUUGUGUAGUAUAUAGGUAGGACUUUAGCGCCCUUUAGAGUUUGACGCUCACUAAUAGCUUCAUCUUCCCGCUUUGCAGACAGAUUUUGGUGUAACUCCCGGCAAUAAAAGGCAAAGCUUGACAGUAUUAGCAUUGAUUGCUGCUGGCUUCUCACCAGCUGAGGACAGAUAAGCAUCAUACAACUUGGUAACAGACUUGAUGGGAGCGUGCAAAAGAAUCAGGCUAGCCUUCUACCGUGGAAGUGAAAGCCAGGAGUCCUUGCAUUUCCUGCUAAUUUCGUUUCAGGGUCCAGAGGUUGACUCUUUUGCUCCCUGCCUGCCGCACACACACACACACACCUGUUCUCCCAACCACUUUUGUUUUGCUUUUUAUAGGGGAGAAAGAAGGGUAAGGAGUGUUUGCACCAAUGCAAGUCCCAAGCCUGGUGACAGUUCUUCGUUCAGUUUGGCAUUGCAAGGUUUUCAGCUUUCUCUUUUCCUACAGCAGUCAAAGUAGUUCUGCAUCGUUCCAUUUUGUGCCUCUGUAUUCUGAGCCCUGUCACACUGCCUUGUGUGCUGGCCCUUCCCUGGUUCUUCCAGUAGGCUGUUGCACCUUCUUGUUUGCCACUAGUUAUCUCCAUGUGGUCUGGAGUUUGGGGAAGUGGGCAAAGAAGUAAAGAGGUAUCUGGAGUCCACAGCAAGGGACCACAUCUAAGCCCACCGCAGAGCCAGAAGCUUUGAAUGAACUGCAGCCUGCUGUUUGGAACAUCUUUCCUGUGCUGCAGUUCUGCACAGCGGCAAAGAGUUCCCCGCUUGCACCCAGGGGCAUGCACACAUGCAGGGCACACUGUAGGGGGUGGAGCCAUGGGUGGGGUGCACCACCAGAGCAGUCCCUGCCCACUGCUACAAAGUGGGGCGCACUCAUGGCACCCCACAAGCCCAGCAUCGCUUUGUGAGACUCACAAAAAUGAGGCGGGGCUUGUGGGGUACCACAAGCAGAUGUGAGCUCUGGCCCUCCCUGUGAGCCCAGUGCUGCUUUUGCAAGCAGCGCUGGGCUCGCAGGGAGGGCCCAGGGCACAUGCUUGUUGCAGCAGCUCACGAUGGGGUAGGGUCCAAAAAAACUGUCUGGGCGAUGGCCCCUUCAGCUCCCCCCACACUAUACCACUGGUUCUGUGGACCAAAAUCUGCAAUACCUAAACUUAGGGUUUCCAUAUUAUGGCCACCUUCUUUAGCUUUCCAGGCCAAGCGUCUAGCAGCAAACAUUGCCUGGUAUGGGCCGAGGUCGGUGCGUUUAGUUCAGGUAGGGGUGGCCAGGUGCAAAACAGAACUGGGCUCCUGUGCAGAAGAGUGAAUCUACUGACAAAUUACACCUGCUGAAAUUCCCUCUUCCACACAACUGUCAAAGGUGCAGGUGCCCUGACCUCUUACAGCUGGACAUCCUGCCAGUAGGGUGCAGGCUAAAUAAGAGAGAUUUCCCUUCAUAAGGAUAAUUCCCAGAUCCUCUCUGUAAAAGACCCCCACAGUUCCACCACAUCAAAUAGUGCUCCCCUCCCCCUGCUUCUUACCCCUGUAAACCUCGUGGGAACAUGCUGAGAGCACUAGAAGCACAUGUUUUCUUUAUCGUCCACCCCAUUGCAGCACAAACACUAUCCUUUUUGCCAGCUGCUGCUAAUAGAUGUUUCUAUCUAGAGCUGAAAAUGAGGACUUCUGGUGAUUAUAAGCACUUGUGUGUCAGGCUAAAAAAAAAAAGCAAAGAAAUCUCUUGGGGAAAUUUGUAGUUUUUUGAUAAUACCGCUGUAUUAAAAAAACACGCUGGCACUUCUCUUCCUUGCAAGUAUUUGUGGUGCAAUUUCUCAGUGGUGCAUUUGUUGGUUUGCAUGUGUGUUUUUAAAUAUCUACUCCCAUAUGCAGCUUUCCAGGGAGGAGAAAAGUUAAAAUAACUAGAAUGCCAUCCUGUUUUUCCUCUUUCAACUUUUAAAAAAAUGCACUUUUAGUCUGAGGUAGCACACAACCCCCGUCACAGUUGGACAUUGUAUGUGGUACUUAAAUCUCCCUUGCCAAGCUAAACAUACCCACAAAAUGGGUCAGCUGCCUAACCUGCUAAGAGGGAGAAACUGAAAAUCCUUUUUAAUCUUCUCAGUAGGCAGAAAUGUAAGGAAGUAGACCUUGGCAAGUUUCACAACGUGAACUGAUGAUAUGCUGGGCAUUGUUCAGAAAGACACUUCUUUUUUAAAAAAAGAGAAAGCUAUUUAAAAUAUAUCCCAAAAGCCUGGCUGAAUUCCUGGACACCAGCCAUGCAACCCCCCCCCCCAGCUCCCUCCAGUCAACUGAACAUCCUGCAAGGUAUAUGGAACUUGCCAGCUGAUUCGAAACAUCUUAGGAUCUCUAAGCCAUUCAUGCUGCGUUUCAGUGGCUCCUGAAAUGAUCCCACCUCCUCUUUGGCUCCUGGUCUCAAUGUUUCAGUGGCAAAACAAAGCAUUUUGAUGUUAGCUUUUUUUGGUGUCUUGCAUUUGGAAGUUGUGGGGAAAUGUAUGUGUGAUGAGUUGAUGGGGGGGGAGGUUUGAAUUUUAGAUCGGGGCUUUUGUUAGAGGUUUGUAAAUGGUGUGCAUGUGUGCAUGUCUGUUUGGGGCUUUAAAGAACUCUAAAGAUCCCCCCCCUUUAAAUUGAGUACUUCCUCUCUGUAUUCAUCAUGGAUUAAGUUCAUGGGGAGACAUUCAAUUUGCAGGUGCAGUCUUCUGACGCAUCUUCUUCUUAGCAUGCUGUCGAGAAGUGAAUUGUUCUCCCAGUCGCCUAGAAUAAUGAAAUAAAAUUCAGAGAGAGAAAAUUAAUUUUGUUUUUAAUUAAACUCAUUAAUUUUUUGAUUAACGGUCUAAUUUUUAACCUGGGGUGGCAUCUAAAUCUUUCUUUGGCAAUGUGCACUGUAAGGACACCGUCUCAUCCCCUCAGUGGGGAACAGUGAAGAAAGCAGCAGAAGGAGGGGAGAAGCCAGGCAUCCCACCCAGUAUGAUCUUAAUUUUCUUGGAUCCCCAAAACUAGAGAGGCCUUCUGUUUGUGAACGAGAGCAUUAGAUUUUACCUGCAACUUUUUCAACAACUUUACAGCAGAAUAGCAGGCUGUGUUUUGGAUAUGGUCGAUUCCUGUUCUCUGAAGCCUUUCGGAAAAAGCAUUUUAACCAUUUUGAGCUAGAUCCAGGGGCGUAGCCAGGAUCAAAAUUGGGGGGGCAAGGGGCGG
Molecule: messenger RNA, 9522 nt
Organism: Zootoca vivipara (common lizard)
Lineage: Eukaryota; Metazoa; Chordata; Lepidosauria; Squamata; Lacertidae
Gene: CBX5
Product: chromobox 5
Cellular component (GO): nucleus
Source: RefSeq, a predicted model, not a curated record